GCGGGGGCCGCUGGCGGCGGCGGCGAAGGCGCGCGGAGCCGCGGGGCGCAGGCGGGGGCCUGGCCGGGGCCGCGGGGCCGGCGCCUCCCCGGCGGCGUGAGCGGCCCGGCGCGGCCGGAGGGGACGGAGCGACGCCGCCGAGCGGGAUGCUGGCCCUGCGUCCCGGCCCCCGACACCCCGCUGAGGGCCUCGUCCGCGAGCCGUCCCGCCGGGGACGCCGAGGGAGCCUUCCCACACCGAUCUGCAGGGGUCCUUGCUGAGCUCUGUCAUGGUGAUCUAAGGAACCUCGUCACCUAGAAGUCCCAGCACGCAGUUCCCCGUCGCCGGGAAGGCGUGGACUCCAAGAUGAUCAUAAAGGAGUACCGCAUCCCUCUGCCGAUGACCGUGGAGGAGUACCGCAUCGCCCAGCUCUACAUGAUCCAGAAGAAGAGCCGCACCGAGACGCAUGGCGAAGGCAGCGGCGUGGAGAUCCUGGAGAACCGGCCGUACACGGACGGCCCCGGCGGCUCCGGGCAGUACACCCACAAGGUGUACCACGUGGGCAGGCACAUCCCCAGCUGGUUCCGCUCCAUCCUGCCCAAGGCGGCCCUGCGGGUGGUGGAGGAGUCCUGGAACGCCUACCCCUACACGCGGACCAGGUUCACCUGCCCUUUCGUGGAGAAAUUCUCUAUCGACAUUGAGACCUACUAUAAAAGCGAUGCCGGAGAAAACCCCAACGUCUUCAGCCUGUCCCCCGUGGAGAGGAGCCAGCUGGUGAUCGACUUCAUCGACAUCGUCAAGGACCCCGUGCCCUCCAACGAUUACAAGACGGAAGAGGACCCCAGGCUGUUCCACUCCGUCAAGACGCAGCGGGGGCCGCUGUCGGACAACUGGAUCCAGGAGUACAAGCAGCAGGUGUUCCCCAUCAUGUGCGCCUACAAGCUGUGCAAGGUGGAGUUCCGCUACUGGGGCAUGCAGUCCAAGAUCGAGAGGUUCAUCCACGACACGGCGCUGCGGAAGGUGAUGGUGCGGGCGCACCGGCAGGCCUGGUGCUGGCAGGACGAGUGGUACGGGCUGAGCAUGGAGGACAUCCGGGAGCUGGAGAAGGAGGCGCAGCUCAUGCUGUCCCGGAAGAUGGCCCAGUUCAAGGAGCACGAGGGGGAGCCGGAGGAGCCGUCCAAGGGCGAGGCCGGCCCCGACCGCCCCCCCGGGGAGCCCCCGCAGCCCUGCAGCAGCUCGCUGCCCCCGGCCGGCCGCGGCCUGAAGAAGCAGUGGUCCACGUCCUCCAAGUCCUCACGGUCGUCCAAGCGGGGAGCCAGCCCUUCCCGCCACAGCAUCUCCGAGUGGAGGAUGCAGAGUAUCGCCCGGGACUCAGACGAGAGCUCGGAGGAUGAGUUCUUCGAUGCACAAGAGGACCUGUCCGACUCAGAAGAAACCUUCCCCAAGGACAUCAGCAAGUGGAACUCCAAUGACCUCAUGGACAAGAUCGAGAGCCCCGAGCUGGAGGACACGCAGGACGGGCUGUACCGGCAGGCCACCCCCGAGUUCAGGGUGGCCUCCAGCGUGGAGCAGCUGAACACCAUCGAGGACGAGGUCAGCCCGCCGCUGGCCAUGCCGCCCUCCAAGAUCCACGUGCUGCUGCUGGUGCUGCACGGGGGCACCAUCCUGGACACGGGCACCGGGGACCCCAGCUCCAAGCAGGGCGACACCAACACCAUCGCCACCGUGUUCGACACCGUCAUGCGCGUGCACUACCCCAGCGCCCUGGGCCGCCUGGCCAUCCGCCUGGUGCCCUGCCCGCCCGUCUGCGCCGACGCCUUCGCCCUGGUCUCCAACCUCAGCCCCUACAGCCACGACGAAGGCUGUCUGUCCAGCAGCCAGGACCACAUCCCCCUGGCCGCCCUGCCCCUGCUGGCCACCUCCUCGCCCCAGUACCAGGAGGCGGUUGCCACGGUGAUCCAGCGGGCCAACCUCGCCUACGGGGACUUCAUCAAGUCCCAGGAGGGCGUGACCUUCCACGGGCAGGUGUGCCUGAUCGGGGACUGCGUGGGGGGCAUCCUGGCCUUCGACGCCCUGUGCUACAGCAGCCAGCCGGUGUCCGAGAGCCAGAGCAGCAGCCGCAGGGGCAGCGUGGCCAGCGUGCAGGACACUGACCUGCUGUCCCCGGGCAUCCUGGUGAACUCGUCGCACAGCGGCGGCGGCGGAGGCAGUGGCGGAGGAGGCGGCGGUGGCGGCGGCAGCAGCCUGGAGAGCAGCAGGCACCUGAGCCGCAGCAGCAUCGACAUCCCCCGUAGCAACGGCACCGAGGACCCCAAAAGGCAGCUGCCUCGCAAGAGGAGCGACUCGUCCACUUACGAGCUGGACACCAUCCAGCAGCACCAGGCCUUCCUGUCCAGCCUCCACGCGAGCGUGCUGAGGAACGAGCCCGGCUCCCGCCGCUCCAGCAGCUCCACCAUGCUGGACGGCACGGGGGCCCUGGGCCGGUUCGACUUCGAGGUCGCCGACCUCUUCCUCUUCGGGUGCCCGCUGGGGCUCGUCCUGGCCUUGAGGAAGACGGUCAUCCCCAGCCUGGAUGUGUUCCAGCUGCGGCCCGCCUGCCAGCAAGUGUACAACCUGUUCCACCCCGCGGACCCGUCGGCCUCGCGUCUGGAGCCCCUGCUGGAGCGGCGAUUCUUUGCCCUGCCGCCCUUCAGCAUCCCCCGCUACCAGCGCUACCCGCUGGGGGACGGCUGCUCCACGCUGCUGGUCGAGACCGUGCAGAGAAACCCCGAGCUGGUCCUGGAGGGCGGCCCCCUGACCCCCCUCCCCGGGGACGGCUUCCUGGAAACCAGUAUCCCAGUUCCCGAGCUCACCUGGCAAGACGGGCCCCGCCCGAGCCCGAGCCCGAGCCCGACCGAGGCGCUCCAGACCCACAACGCACUCUUCCAAGAGCACACGGCCCCCUCCUCGCCCGGCGCGGGCUCCAGCACCCGGGGCUUCCGCCGAGCCAGCGAGAUCAGCAUCGCCAGCCAGGUGUCCGGCAUGGCUGAGAGCUACACCGUCUCCGGCAUUGCCCAGAAGGCCCCCGUGCCGCUCAGCCACACCCCCAGCGUCAGGCGCCUGUCCCUGCUCGCCCUGCCCUCCCCACCCCCCUCCACCCCCGGGCCCCGCCCGCAGGCCCGGCGGGCGAACCCCCACCUCCCCGAUCUGGACAUCAGAGGAGUUGCUGCGAAGUGGUGGGGCCAGAAGCGGAUCGACUACGCCCUGUACUGCCCCGACGCCCUGACGGCCUUCCCCACCGUGGCCCUGCCGCACCUCUUCCACGCCAGCUACUGGGAAUCCACCGACGUGGUCUCCUUCCUGCUGAGACAGGUCAUGAGGCACGACAACUCCAGCAUCUUGGAGCUGGACGGCAAGGAGGUCUCGGUGUUCACACCCUCGAAGCCGAGAGAGAAGUGGCAGCGCAAGAGGACCCACGUGAAGCUGCGGAACGUGACAGCCAACCACCGGAUCAAUGACGCCGUCGCCAACGAGGACGGCCCGCAGGUGCUGGCGGGCCGGUUCAUGUACGGGCCCCUGGACAUGGUCACCCUGACGGGGGAGAAGGUGGACGUGCACAUCAUGACGCAGCCGCCCUCGGGGGAGUGGCUGUACCUGGACACGCUGGUGACCAACAGCAGCGGGCGCGUGUCCUACGCCAUCCCUGAGACGCACCGCCUGGGCGUGGGCGUGUACCCCGUGAAGAUGGUGGUCAGGGGAGACCACACGUUUGCCGACAGCUACAUCACCGUGCUUCCCCGAGGCACGGAGUUCGUGGUCUUCAGCAUCGACGGCUCCUUUGCCGCCAGCGUGUCCAUCAUGGGCAGCGACCCCAAAGUGCGGGCUGGCGCCGUGGACGUGGUGCGGCACUGGCAGGACCUGGGCUACCUCAUCAUCUACGUGACGGGCCGGCCCGACAUGCAGAAGCAGCGGGUGGUGGCGUGGCUGGCCCAGCACAACUUCCCCCACGGCGUGGUGUCCUUCUGCGACGGCCUGGUGCACGACCCGCUGCGGCACAAGGCCAACUUCCUGAAGCUGCUCAUCUCCGAGCUGCACCUGCGCGCCCACGCGGCCUACGGCUCCACCAAGGACGUGGUGGUCUACAGCUCCAUCAGCCUGUCCCCCAUGCAGAUCUACAUCGUGGGCCGGCCCACCAAGAAGCUGCAGCAGCAGUGCCAGUUCAUCACGGACGGCUACGCGGCCCACCUGGCCCAGCUCAAGUACAACCACCGGGCGCGGCCGGCCCGCAACACGGCCACCCGCAUGGCGCUGCGCAAGGGCAGCUUCGGCCUGCCCGGCCAGGGCGACUUCCUGCGCUCCCGCAACCACCUGCUCCGGACCAUCUCGGCCCAGCCCAGCGGGCCCGGGCUCAGGCACGAGCGGACGCAGAGCCAGCCGGACGGCGGCGAGCAGCGAGGCCAGCGCAGCAUGAGCGUGGCGGCCGGCUGCUGGGGCCGGACCAUGGCCGGCCGGCUGGACCCGGGGGCGGCCGCGGGCCCCAAGUAGGGCGCCUGCGUGAGGUGCUGCGGGCUCCAUGGUGCUAGGCCGGGCGCCGCCCACCAGGAGGCCUGGCCGGGCACACGCGGCGGCUGGGGACAGACUUGUCCCGGGGCCCAGCAGAGGACACGGGCCACACCGGCCCUCCCAGCCCUGCCUCGCGCCCCAGGGCCUUCAGCGGUCCCCGUUGGAAGCUGGCGGGACAGCCAGCCCCAGGACGGCAGAGGGGCCGGGACCCCCCUGCGGCCCCGCCUUGAAGGUUCUCCUGGAGCGUCCGGACGCCAGGCCUGGGCCCUGCCUGCCACCUCCCUGGCCACUAGCUUGCCCGACCCCCACGUGCCCUCCCGCCGGGUCGCAGCUGCUGCUUGCUGACGGGGGUUCGCUCUCCAGCCUCGCUGGUUCUGCGCUGGUCUUUGCGAGCAGAGGCCCGUUGUCCUCCCCUGUGGCUGCAGACGUGUUCGCCAGCGCGAACAGUCACCUUCUGUGGAACCAGGACCUCCUGCCACAGGGAAGGCCCCAGGGCAGCACACCCUGUGCGAGCAGGAAAGAGAGGCCAUAUCUUAAUCUCUGCAGCUCCGCCUGGAGCCCGGGGCGGCCUGGCACAGCCCGGCCGCCUCUCCCAAUCCUCACCUCGGCCUGGCCCGGCCCGCCCGCGUUUCUACACCUUUCUACUUCUCCGAUCUGAUUUCUACGAGGUUUUUUUAAACGAGCAAUCCCAGGCUGCUUCCUUUUCUUAACUCUCGCAGCACCAAGCGCAGCCCCUCCACACGGAGACACCCAGCACUGUGAGGGAGUCCAGCCUGGCUCGGGGGCCCAGGCCGGCCUCCUGCCCCACCCGACCCGUUAGUCCCACGGGAUUUCUACUCGGAUGGGUGGGCACACACUUAGGUUUUUCUUAACGCCAGUUCCGGUCCCACGCCGAGUGUAAGAAGCCAUGGCUCCUGUCGGUAGCUCGAGGGCAGGCAGCUACAGCUUCCCGUGCUCCCCGGCCCAGACCACGCCGGCCUGCACCGGUCUGCGCGCCAGCCCUCCCGCCCAGGCCCGGCUGUGAUCUCAGCUGUGGCGCUCGGCGGCCCCUCAGCAGCUCCUCCACCUUCUCCAAGGCCAUCCAGCCGGAGGCUCCGGAUCUGAGAAGCUGCUGCCGGCCUGGGCACGGCCCCGGGGCCUCUCGGGCUGGGGUGUGGAGGGGCCCCGCCCGCCGUUCACAUUCCCCCGAGUGUAGAUAUGUACAAAGGGCCGUGUAAAUGUUCUUCGAGGGGGGCCUACACAGAGUGAAGCUAUUUAUUUUGUGCAGAGGAAACUGUCUGGAGGACGGACCUUCAGGUGUAUCCGUAUUUAAGAUGUAGCUUUUUUUGUUGUUUUGGGCGUUCUGUAUAAAGCACCGGCUGUUUUAUAGACUGAGUCCUAACGUCACUGUUGCAGUGGAAGUGCAAUAUCUGACCCCUGCUCCCCAGGGGGAUUGCUCGGCCGACAAUCAGCCCCGCCAGGGGCCCGGUGGCCAGUGCCGCGGCCUCCACCGGCCCCGCCUGGCCCCCGCCUGGAUGACUAGCCACCGGAGACGUGCCUGGAAGAGCUCGGCCCGCCUGCAAUAACGGCCGAGGCUCCUUGGCCGGGGGAGGCCAUGGGCAGGGGGCUGGCCUCUCCCAGCGGGCAGCCCCCCGCAGCUCUGCGCUCCCGCCUUCCUGCCCGGCCGCCGGCAGCCAUGCCGAGGACAACAGCAAUAGCCGGGCCUCUCCUCAGCCAUAGACGCUGCGGCGGGCGGCCAGCCUCCCGCCUCCCGCCGUCUCCCGCGCCCAGGUGUGCUUCCUGCCUCCCUGAUCUUCCCGCAGGCACAGCCUCCUCCUGAGGAAGCACCGGUUUCUCAGAAACGGAGAGGGAGAGCAGAGUCCUUUAAAAAAUACCAAAAAUGUUUACAGCGUCGGGUGCUGAGCUGAGGGCUCAGGCCUGACGGGUCGUCACCAAAGGGUGAGGCGGGCCUGUCAGGGUGGCCGCCUUUGCCCGCUCCCAGCCCCGCCCCCGCCCCCGCCCCCGCCCCUCCUGGAUCUUCAGAGAGGGAGUCAGCAGAGACCCACCCGCCAGCCACGUUGGUCUACGUCUCAGCCCCUCCUGUCUGUCUGCCUGUCCAGGCCGUGUGUGAGCAGUGUCCUGACUCCCCCGCGCCCCCACCCUCGCUGUCCCUGCACCAUCGGGCCUGAGUGUGCUCUGUAUCCAGUGCCAUUGUCUGAUUGUCCGUCACACCAAUUAAAGGAGCUCCAAGGCUUC
This is a messenger RNA of Pipistrellus kuhlii (Kuhl's pipistrelle), 6756 nucleotides long. It is a transcript of the gene PITPNM2, whose product is annotated as phosphatidylinositol transfer protein membrane associated 2. Gene Ontology annotation, biological process: phospholipid transport. The coding region runs from base 346 to 4503 and encodes 1385 amino acids. The transcript is spliced from 28 exons. Gene Ontology annotation, cellular component: cytoplasm. Gene Ontology annotation, molecular function: metal ion binding; phosphatidylcholine intramembrane carrier activity; phosphatidylinositol transfer activity. The record is from RefSeq and is a predicted model, not a curated record. NCBI's taxonomy places the organism in Eukaryota, Metazoa, Chordata, Mammalia, Chiroptera, Vespertilionidae.